This is a messenger RNA of Colletotrichum graminicola M1.001, 1032 nucleotides long. RefSeq names its product short chain dehydrogenase. NCBI's taxonomy places the organism in Eukaryota, Fungi, Ascomycota, Sordariomycetes, Glomerellales, Glomerellaceae. The transcript is spliced from 2 exons. The record is from RefSeq and is a predicted model, not a curated record. Bases 1 to 1032 code for a protein of 343 amino acids.
AUGACCAGCUCCAUCGCUCUCACACCUCUCGCCGGGGGAGGCGCUAAAAUAUUUCUCGCAUCUCAGCUUUGCUCCACGCCUCUCAUGCCGCCCAAAGACCUCUCUCUCGCAGGACAUACAGCUAUCAUCUCCGGAGCCAACGGCGGCUUGGGCUUGACUUGUGCCGAAAUGCUGCUAGACCACCAUGUGUCCCGACUCAUCAUCGCCGUCCGUUCGAUAGGGAAGGGGGAGGCUGCGGCAGAGACGCUCAAGAAGAAACAUCCCGCCGCUAACAUCGAGGUCUGGGCCUUGGACAUGAUGUCGUACAAAUCCAUUCAGGCGUUUGCGGAUCGCUGCUCCACCCUCUCUCGGAUCGACAUCGUCAUCUUGAACGCCGGCAUGGUGACAGGGACCUUCAGUCUCUCACCCCAUGGCCACGAGGAGAUGGUCCAGGUCAACUACUUGUCGACCACACUUCUCACCGUCCUCCUUCUGCCCAUCCUCAAGUCGAAGAAAACCGCUGGGAAGGCGAGCAGGUUGACCGUCGUCAGCUCGGGCUCCACGUUCGGCGCCAAGUUUCUAGAGCACGACAAGGUACCAUUGAUUGCGGGAAUGGACGACAACACCACCUUUGAUCCAAUGGAUCGAUACCAGACGUCUAAGCUCUUGGGCCAGCUCACCAUCACCAAGCUUGCAUCCUACGUCCCUAAGGAGGAUGUGAUCCUGAAUAUCGUGGACCCGGGCCUGACCAAAGGCUCGGGGCUCCAUCAGCAUCUUAGUCGUGCUCAGCAGGCUUUCAUGGGGACAGUCAAAGCCUUGACUGCGAGAAGCCUGAAGGAAGGCGCAUCGACAUACAUCGAUGCCGCGGUGCUCAAGGGAGACGAGACCCACGGCAGCUACCUGAUGGACUGGAAAAUUCACCCUUUCCCCGCGUUUGUAUACACGCCAGAGGGAAGGGCUUGCGCAGCCCGACUAUGGGACGAGACUCUGCAGGAGCUGGACUUUGCCGGCGCACGCUCGAUCCUUCAAUCCAUGCAGUCGGGCCGGCGAUAA